AUCUGAAGCUUCGUUCGCACAUGUCUGGAUUUGGACGGGUGUCGUGUCCUGCUGAGGCACUGGUAGAUGCAGGGGCUUUAAUCCAGGAUGAACGAAUGCUACUAUGAUAAGCGCAUGGACUUCUUCUAUAACAAGACAAACACUGACACAGUAGAUGAGUGGACAGGACCAAAACUGAUUGUUGUUCUGUGUUUUGGGACAUUUUUCUGCCUCUUUAUUUUCAUUUCAAAUUCCUUGGUCAUAGCAGCUGUGGUCAAGAACAAGAGGUUUCAUUUUCCCUUUUACUAUCUCCUGGCCAACUUAGCUGCUGCAGACUUUUUUGCUGGAAUUGCCUAUGUCUUCUUGAUGUUCAACACUGGCCCAGUGUCUAAGACAUUAACUGUUAACCGCUGGUUUUUGCGUCAGGGUCUUCUGGACACCAGCCUGACAGCUUCCUUGGUGAAUCUCCUUGUCAUAGCUGUUGAGCGGCACAUGUCGAUAAUGCGGAUGAAAAUCCACAGUAAUCUCACGAAGAAGAGAGUCACCUUUUUAAUUAUAUCAAUUUGGGCCAUUGCUAUUUUCAUGGGUGCUGUUCCUACCCUGGGUUGGAACUGCCUCUGUGACAUUACCGCCUGCUCAUCCCUGGCACCUAUUUACAGCAGAAGUUACCUGGUGUUCUGGAGCAUCUUAAACCUCGUUGUCUUCUUCAUUAUGGUGGUGGUUUACAUAAGAAUCUACAUGUACGUCCAGAGGAAAACUAAUGUCUUGUCGUCGCACACUAGCGGAUCCAUUAGCCGUAGGAGAACUCCUGUGAAGCUUAUGAAGACCGUCAUGACUCUUUUAGGUGCCUUUGUUGUCUGCUGGACCCCUGGCCUGGUCGUCUUACUGCUUGAUGGUCUGAACUGCACCUACUGUGGGAUUCAGAAUGUUAAAAGGUGGUUUCUUCUCCUGGCCCUGUUGAACUCUGUCAUGAAUCCAAUAAUUUAUUCAUACAAAGAUGAUGAGAUGUGGGGUACCAUGAAAAGGAUGAUUUGCUGCUCCUCUGAGGAUAAAAGCCAGGACAGACGCUCGUCGCGGAUCCCCUCGACAGUUCUCUGCAGGAGCACGGAUACCUCGGGGCACUACAUUGAAGAUGGCAUUAUUCAAGGGACAAUUUGUGGAAAAGGAGAUCUUGGUGACAAAGGAAACUCCUGAGCUGGGGACUGACUUGGCUGGAAAAGGAGAGGGGGAAGGGAGAGGUUUUGUAAGAGAAGAUUGACUGGCAAAGCUGGUAAACAAUAUAUCCACUUUGUUCCAGAGCCUAAACUCCAGUGUUAACAAAAGUUCCUAUAAAUAAUUGCCUGAUGGAAAAACACUUUGUAAUGAAGAAAACUUUCUGUGCUGCCGUCUUUCUCUUUUUUUUUUUCUUUUAAGUACAUGAAAUUGUUAUUUCGUAUGAAUGGAAUAAAUACAUCUCAGAGACUUCUUGUGCAUGGAAACAAAAUGUAAGCAACAUAGUGAGACCCUCCUUAAGCUCCUACAGAGAGCAUAAACCUGCCUCACUGUGCAGGCUUGGCAUUCAUUGAGUAUUUAUGCUUUGAACAGUUUCUGUGCAUCUUGAGGAGGAUUGUAGGCUCCAUUGGACAGAAUUGUGACCUGUUUUCUUGGUUUACAAAGUUCAUGAAAUAUUUCACACCUACUUUCUCUCUUCCUCCUCCUUACCUUGCUUUCAAAAUAGGUAGUCUGAUGGUUUAUUAAAGCUGUGCCAGAAACCUGGCUGUGAUGGGAAGCCCAGACCAGGCAUCAGUGUGCAUGAGUAUGUCUGACCAUGGAUUGUCAGGAUCUGAGAGUACAAAAAGCACAGAAGCCGUUAUUACUUCCAUAUGGGGUGAAUGCUGCAAGGAGAUACAUUGCACUCUGCUGCUGUUGUGUAGGUUGCUGUUGUGUAGAUGUUGAGGGUGGAUUAACAGAAGAGCAGCGUGACCAUGUUCAUUAUGCUCAUGUCUUACUCAGCCGGAUAACAUCAAACGGGUGUGCUCACCCCUCUUUAACUGCUAUGCCACUGAGAGAAAUGAAAUCCAAAACUCUGUUUUAAGAGGACGAACUUUUAAGGGAAGUUUAAAUAUACGUAUAUAUAGGUUCAAUCAAGCUAUUUAAAACAGAAAUUAAUUUACAGGAAAAAGCCUGAAACCAACCUAAGCCUUUCCAAGAGUACAGUAUGCAUUGAUUGUCUGACCUUGUCUGGACCACAUUUAACCUCUGAUUUGCAAGCAGGUCUUACUGCAAGGUACUUGAGGAAGAGGCCGUGAAACGGCAAGCAAUGAAGGGCUUUCAGCAUUGUGACUAAUCUAGUCUAGUGUCAAUGCAGCCACAGCCCCAAAAGCUGAAGUUUUGAUUUAUGGAGUAUACUCUAAUGGAGGAUCCAGCAAUUUAAAGCUCUAGGGUAAAGUUUUUAAACUUAAACUUUUAAAUUAAAUAUCGGAAUGUAGAUUUCUCAGUACUCUAAGAACCUGGCUCCUGCCAGUGAGCUCCCUGCUGCCUAUCUUAAUUUUAAGAGGAGUUACCUGUGUUAUGUCCUAGAGAAAGUCUGAUCCCUGGUAUUUAAGCAGGUGAGCACGACCAGAGGUCACUUUGGAAAGUGACCACUUGGAAUUGUCAGAGAACAACACGAAGAGUACAUUGUAUGACACUGAAAGAUGAAGAUCGGCUGUGGCUUGGGCAAAUUCUUCCGUCGGUGCAACUGGCAUGUUGCUAUCUGGGCUGUGUUGGUCAAAGCAGAACCUGCACUUGGCUCAAAGGCCAAGUUGCAGUUUUGUAGAAGGCACUCGGGGAUUUCAUAGCAGGCCUUAGCUUACGAACACAGCAAGCCCCUGUUCAGAGAGCUCACCCAUAACACGUUACCUUGUAGGGAUAUGGCCUAAUAUUUCAAGGUAGAUACUAUAUUUGAGUAAUGCAAAAAGGUUUACACAUGUUUUUUGCCAUUAUAAUGCAAUGUUCUCGUGCAAAUACUACUUCAUUUGUUUGAUGUUUUGAAAAGUAUGUAAAGUGGUGCUUUCUAGAGCUGGUGGCAUUGCAAAGGCAUAGCAUGCAAGCAUUCCUGUCCCUACAGCUACCUGCAGUGCACAGUUCGUGUUAACUAGGCUGAAGCUCCGUAUACAAAGCUAACAGAAAAUAAAAUA
Molecule: messenger RNA, 3137 nt
Organism: Phalacrocorax carbo (great cormorant)
Lineage: Eukaryota; Metazoa; Chordata; Aves; Suliformes; Phalacrocoracidae
Source: RefSeq, a predicted model, not a curated record